Molecule: messenger RNA, 2077 nt
Organism: Pocillopora damicornis (cauliflower coral)
Lineage: Eukaryota; Metazoa; Cnidaria; Anthozoa; Scleractinia; Pocilloporidae
Product: septin-2
Molecular function (GO): GTP binding
Source: RefSeq, a predicted model, not a curated record
UUCAAUUGGUAAUUUUGCGCGUUCCUCAACCAUCCAAUGAUUAAUUAUUCUUGUCAGGUUUCUUGAGUAUUUCGCGAAGAGGAAGGAUGAAUUCUAGCACUAGAGCGAAUCGUGGAAGCAAAGUUAUUUCUGAAGCUCUGAAAGAGCCGGAACCUGGUUAUGUCGGAUUUGCAAAUCUCCCCAAUCAAGUCCACCGCAAAUCUGUGAAAAAAGGCUUUGAGUUCACCCUUAUGGUUGUUGGUGAAUCUGGUUUGGGAAAGUCAACUCUUGUGGAUAGCUUGUUUUUGACAGACUUGUAUGAUGAUACUGCCAUUCCAAGAGUAGUUGAUCGUAUACAUCAGACAGUUGAAAUUGAAACUAAUACUGUAGAAAUUGAAGAAAAAGGCAUCCGCUUAAGAUUAACAGUGGUUGAUACUCCUGGAUUUGCUGAUGCUGUUGAUAACACUGACUGCUGGCAAGCUGUAACAAAUUAUGUUGAUCAACAAUAUGAGGCAUACUUGCAAGAUGAAUCAGGACUCAAUCGCAGACACAUAGUGGACAACAGGGUUCAUUGCUGUCUUUACUUUAUUUGUCCCCAUGGCCAUGGGUUAAAACCCAUAGACAUUGCUUUCAUGAAGAUGCUGCAUACCAAAGUAAACAUUGUUCCAGUUAUUGCGAAGGCUGAUUGUUUAACAAAGUUUGAAGUACAGCGACUGAAAAGAAAGAUAUUAGAGGAGAUUGAUGACAAUGGUAUUAAAAUUUACACUUUCCCUGAAUGUGAUAGUGAAGAUGAUGAAGAAUUUGUCCAAAUCAACCAAGAACUCAAGGGUAGCAUUCCUUUUGCUGUGAUUGGUAGUAACAACGUAACAGAUGUGAGAGGAAAGCAAGUACGAGUCAGGCAAUAUCCUUGGGGAAUGGCAGAAGUCGAAAACCCCGAACAUUGUGACUUCAUAAAGCUUAGAAACAUGCUUAUACGGACGCAUAUGCAGGACUUGAAAGAUGUCACACAAGAGGUUCAUUAUGAAAAUUACAGAGCAGAAAGACUGUCGAGCCAGGGGGAACCUUCCAGUCCACGAAAAACAAUAGAAGGAAUGAAACGAAAAAGUGGAAAUUUCGAUUUGGAUGACGUGGAUACAGCAGAAAUCUCAGAGAAGGACCGAAUGUUAAGGGAAAAAGAAGCAGAGUUGAGGCGAAUGCAAGAGAUGAUAGCUAACAUGCAGAAACAGAUGGCUAAACAAAAAGGAGCUGCACUCGACGAAAAGCUCUGAAUUCGCAAAGAUGUGUCUAGAAUUUCUGUAAAACUUGUAGAAUUUCUGUCACUCUCUGCCGGUUAGUUCUUAUUUAUAGCACUUGUAUAUUGUUAUCACACAACGGUGUUGAGUUCUUCAUCUGAGGGCCUCUUCAUAUGAGCCCGGUUGACCAGGCUGGCCCGGUUUCCGAGAUCUCGCCUUACCUCUAAAUCCUUUGUAAAAUUUUCUAUGUGUUCAUAUGAGAGGGCGUCCUGGCUCGGUUACCGAGACUUCUGUUUUUCCAACCGAGAUCUCGGUAAGGGGGCUGGAAAAUUUUGCUAUAUGAACACUUCAUCCCGGUUACCGGGAUGAAUUAUUCGCAAUAGCGCAUGCGUUAAAUGGUCGAUGACGAAGCAGCGCACUUUCAUCACACAACAAGGCGGCCCGAAUGGCAUCGUUUUGCUUUGCCUGAUGAAUUUUCCAUAUCAUUACCAGCCCGUUUAACUGCAGUGAUACUGCUAAAAGGGUUACCAAAGCCAUGAUAGGCGUAAAAGUAAUAUGUCGGUUGCAUUUCGCCAUCUUUGUUUUGUGUUUCUAAUUUCGCGCCAAAUCUCGUCCCCAGGAUCUUCGGCCUUUUCUCAUCUGGGAAACCGGGCUGAAUUUUCUCAUAUGAACCUAAGACGAAAUUCGUCCUGGUAAGCAGGCCAUUUCGGUCAACCGCGCUCAUAUGAAGAGGCCCUCAGAGUGGUGUUUUCACGUAAGCUUCUCGUGGAGAGUAUUGCGUGAUGGGCUUGGCAACGUGACAAUCAAGUAACGUAAUAUAACAAAAAAAGAUGGUUUUCAAGUCGAUAUAUGACAAUUAACGGAAG